Molecule: messenger RNA, 1524 nt
Organism: Anoplophora glabripennis (Asian longhorned beetle)
Lineage: Eukaryota; Metazoa; Arthropoda; Insecta; Coleoptera; Cerambycidae
Product: nucleosome assembly protein 1-like 1-B
Exons: 3
Coding region: 118-1227 (369 amino acids)
Biological process (GO): nucleosome assembly
Cellular component (GO): nucleus; chromatin
Molecular function (GO): histone binding; chromatin binding
Source: RefSeq, a predicted model, not a curated record
GAGGUAUAGUGGGGGUUACCGGUUGCUUUGAAAUUUUUUCUCUUUCUCGUGGUUGUCGCCGCUGGUGAAGCAGGCAUUUUAUUGUUCAACCAUCUUUAUUUCCCGGCAAAAAGCAAAAUGGCAACUGAACAUGAUCAAUCUGGAGACUGUCCAGAUGAUUUGGAAUCUGUAGAAGAGGAGGAAACUGGACAAGAAAUUGCUAAUAGGAUUUUAGAAUUCCCAAAUGUCCUAUCUGCUUUACAAAGCCAACGAAAUGCUGAAAUGUUAGCACUUCUCCCACCUGCUGUGAAACGAAGAAUAAAAGCCUUAAAAAAAAUUCAAUUGGAAGCCACGCAUAUUGAAGCUAAAUUUUAUAAAGAAGUUCAUGAUUUAGAAUGUAAAUACCAUAAGUUGUAUGUACCAUUGUAUGAGAAGAGAACUACAAUCGUUAAUGGAAAUUAUGAACCAACCGAAGAGGAAUCUCAGUGGCCGUCUGACGAUGAAGAUGAACUGCCUGCUGCGUUAAAAGAAAAGAUAAAAUUGGAGGAAGAGAAAGAAAAGAAGGAACCAAAAGAUGAAAAAGGAAUUCCUGAUUUUUGGUUGACGAUAUUUAGAAAUGUUGGGUUAUUGGCUGAAAUGGUGCAACCGCAUGAUGUACCCAUCCUUAAACAUUUAACUGAUAUAAAAACGAUUUGUAAAGAGGAUCCUAUGAAUUUUACUCUUGAAUUUCACUUCUCUCCAAAUGAAUACUUCACCAACACGGUCCUAACGAAAGAAUAUGAAAUGAAAUGUGUGCCUGAAGAGGACGACCCCUUCAGUUUUGAGGGCCCGGAAAUCUACAAAUGUUCCGGUUGCACCAUCAACUGGAACAAGGGUAAAAACGUAACCCUUAAAACCGUGAAGAAAAAACAAAAACACAAGAGCCGCGGAGUCGUGCGUACUGUUACAAAAACGGUCCAGAAUGACUCUUUCUUCAAUUUCUUCACCCCACCAACUAUUCCAGAGAAUACUAAAGAAGAAGAUGUCGAUGAAGAUCUCCGCAAUUUACUUACUACCGAUUUUGAAAUUGGCCACUAUAUAAGAGAACGCAUAGUUCCACGUGCGGUGCUUUUCUUCACCGGUGAAGGGUGCGAAGAUGAAGAGGAUUUCGAAGAAGAAGAAGAGGAGGAAGAUGAUGAUGAGGAAGAGGAUUCCGAUGGCAAGGAGAAUACGAAAAUCAGCAAGGAUCAGAACUGCAAGCAACAAUGAGAUUAUUUAGUUAGUAAUUCCUGUGCUUUAAGUAACUGGAGGUAUUUAAAACUCUUCCAUUUUUGUAUUCCUAGCUUUUGUUAUUCCUGUCUAUUUAUUUUAAUACGUAAAAUUUUUACCAGUUGUCUGUAAUAUUAAAUUUGGGAUAUAUAUUCAAUGGAAACUGUUGCGAUUAUGAGAUAUAAUUUAUGGAAAGUUGUACCGAGCAUUUAUGAGUUACUAGCUUCUACUCUGUAAUGUUUCCAAAUUUAUUUUGUAAUUGAAGGAGUAAACAAAAUAAAAUUUCUUACACAUUUU